GACACUGUGACUGUAGAAACUUGUUGUCAGUUUAGUUGAGAUGUAACACGUUGUCAGCAGUUUAGUUGCGCAAAAAAUGAAUACAUUUACACGAUGCUGUGCGUUGAACAGAACAAAGUUUCAUCGAACAGUUUUAAAUAGACAAUUUCAGACUACAACGAGAAGGUUAUUGGAACUUACAAGUGUUCGUUAUCCAAAUGUGAAAAGGGGAAACUAUGGCAUUGUUAAGGAUAGUGACGUUUCUGAGUUUGAACGACUAAUUCCAGGAAGAGUGUUAACAGAUUCUCUAGAAGGAUACAAUAUAGACUGGUUGAAAACAUGCAGAGGUGCUAGUCAAGUUGUGUUGAGACCAAAGUCCACUGAGGAAGUCUCGGCCAUAUUGAAAUAUUGCAAUGAGAGGAAGCUUGCAGUUGUACCCCAGGGAGGGAACACUGGUCUUGUUGGUGGAAGUGUACCUGUGUUUGAUGAAAUUGUGAUCUCUACACAACUGAUGAAUAAGAUCAUCAGUCUUGAUGAAACAUCAGGGACAUUGGUUUGCCAGGCUGGAUGUGUACUAGCUACAGUAGAAGACUAUUUAUCCAACUACAAACUUACCAUUCCUGUUGAUCUUGGUGCAAAAGGAAGCUGUCAUAUUGGAGGCAAUGUAGCAACCAAUGCUGGAGGGAUAAGACUACUAAGAUAUGGCUCACUACAUGGCAAUGUUUUGGGACUGGAAGCAGUUUUGGCUAGUGGUGAAGUGGUUGACUGUCUCUCUACACUGCGGAAGGAUAACACAGGAUAUGACCUUAAGCAGUUGUUCGUUGGAUCAGAGGGAACUCUGGGAAUUAUCACAGCAGUGUCCCUCAAUUGUCCUCAGAAACCUCAAGCUGUCUCAGUAGCAUUUUUAGGAUGUGAAUCCUUUCAAACAGUGUUAGAUAUAUUCAAAGAGAGCAGACAUCAACUUGGAGAGGUUUUAUCAGCCUUUGAAUUCAUGGACACUCAGUCAAUGACUGUUGCUAAAGACAACCUCAGGCUGAACAGUCCCAUCACAGACUUCCCUUUCUAUGUCUUGAUUGAAACAUCAGGAUCUAUUGGAAAGCAUGAUGAAGAAAAACUCAAUCAAUUUUUAGAGAAUGUUAUGAGUUCUGGUCUAGUUCAGGAUGGAACAGUGGCAACAGAACCUACAAAAAUUCAAAAUAUUUGGUCUUUGAGAGAGAGACUUGCAGAGGGACUCCUACAUGAUGGAUAUUGCUACAAGUAUGAUGUAUCUCUACCCCUCCCUUCUUUCUAUGAUUUAGUGGAAGCAAUGAGAGAGAGGCUGGGUACCAUGGUAACCAGGGUCGUAGGUUAUGGACAUGUUGGUGAUGGAAAUCUUCAUUUGAACAUGACGUCACCUGAAUACAGUACAGAAGUGAUGGCUAAAAUAGAACCCUAUCUGUAUGACUGGGUCGCAGACAAAAAGGGCAGCAUCAGUGCCGAGCAUGGCCUGGGAUUUAAGAAAAGAGACUUUAUAUACCACAGUAAAUCUAAGUCAGCAGUAGUCUUAAUGAAAGAAAUUAAAAAGACUUUUGACCCAAACAUGAUUUUAAACCCCUAUAAAGUAUUACCUGACUUUUGAAAAAAUAGUAACUUAUAAUAAUUGAAUGGCAUUCAUCAUUGCUUUACAGUAACUGUGAUUACUUUCUGCAAUAUUUUGAUUUUCAGUGAAUUAUUAAUAAUCCUUAAGAUUGUUUUGUGAUUAUAAUUGUUAUAAUAAAAUCACUGAACCUGCAAA
Messenger RNA from Saccostrea echinata, 1753 nucleotides. Its product is annotated as D-2-hydroxyglutarate dehydrogenase, mitochondrial-like. The record is from RefSeq and is a predicted model, not a curated record. The transcript is spliced from 7 exons. NCBI's taxonomy places the organism in Eukaryota, Metazoa, Mollusca, Bivalvia, Ostreida, Ostreidae. Gene Ontology annotation, molecular function: catalytic activity; FAD binding. Gene Ontology annotation, cellular component: mitochondrion. Bases 77 to 1597 code for a protein of 506 amino acids.